Messenger RNA from Oncorhynchus nerka (sockeye salmon), 3825 nucleotides. RefSeq names its product cytochrome b-245 heavy chain-like. Bases 253 to 1941 code for a protein of 562 amino acids. The record is from RefSeq and is a predicted model, not a curated record. The transcript has 13 exons. Gene Ontology annotation, biological process: defense response; superoxide anion generation. Gene Ontology annotation, cellular component: plasma membrane; NADPH oxidase complex. Lineage: Eukaryota; Metazoa; Chordata; Actinopteri; Salmoniformes; Salmonidae. Gene Ontology annotation, molecular function: superoxide-generating NAD(P)H oxidase activity.
CAAAAAAAUACAAUUCUUCCUCAUUCCACAGACGCGAUGAAUGACAUGCUGACAUUUCGCUUUCAACAAACACAAAGGAUUACUUUACUCAUUGAGUAAUGUAAUUUUAUGGACUGUACUUUUCCUCAUGUCAUGACUUUGGACUAGUGACUGACUUUAAAUAGGCGGGGUGUGAACAUACGCUACAUAAAAACAACAGGUAACGAUGUAAAGACCAGUAGCGUCACUGGUGGAUGGCGAAAGUCCUUCAAAAUGGGCAACUGGAUAAUUAACCAUGGACUGUCAUCCUUCAUACUGGUGGUCUGGAUGGCCAUCAAUAUAUUCCUGUUCCUCUGGUUCUAUUUCUUCUACGACUUGGGGGAUCAGUUUUUCUACACGCGCCACAUUUUAGGGUCUGCAUUGGCCUGGGCCAGAGCCCCGGCAGCCGUCCUCAACUUCAACUGCCUGCUGAUUCUGCUGCCCGUGUGUCGUAACCUGCUGUCUCUCAUUCGAGGCUCCUUCAUGUGCUGUGGGCGAACUAUGAGAAAACAGCUGGACAAAAAUAUCAGUUUCCACAAGCUGGUGGCCUACAUGAUUGGGCUGAUGACAGCUGUUCACACCAUUGCCCAUUUUCUGAAUGUGGAGUGGUACUAUAAUAGCAGGCUUGGGAAGUAUGAUGACCUCAGCAUGGCCCUUUCCAGCCUGGAUGACUCAGGAAACACCACCUUCCUGAACCCAAUCCGUUCUACAACCACUACACCGACUCUCCUGGUGUUCACCAGCGUCGCGGGGAUCACAGGCGUAAUCAUCACGCUGUCACUCAUCCUCAUAAUCACCUCAUCCAUGGAGGUCAUCAGGCGCAGCUACUUCGAGGUCUUCUGGUUCACACACCACCUUUUCAUCGUCUUCUUCGCUGGGCUAGUCAUCCAUGGAGCCGGACGCAUCGUGCGAAGUCAGACCACCACCAAUCCACCACAUAAUGCCACCUUCUGUAAAGAUCGAAUAGAUGACUGGGGGGAGAUUAAGGAGUGUCCCGUUCCCCAGUUUGCAGGGGGGUUCCCACAGACCUGGAUGUGGGUGAUCGGUCCCAUGAUCCUCUACGUGUGCGAGCGCUUGCUGCGCUUCAUCCGCUACAUGCAGACCGUCAAAUACAGAAAGAUAGUUAUUCGACCAUCCAAAGUGUUGGAGCUGCAGCUGGUGAAGAACGGUUUCAAGAUGGACGUGGGUCAGUAUGUCUUCCUCAACUGCCCAGCCAUCUCCCAGCUGGAGUGGCACCCCUUCACCAUGACCUCGGCCCCCGAGGAGGACUUCUUCAGUGUGCACAUCCGCUCCGUGGGCGACUGGACCCAGAAACUCAUCAGCAUUGUGGAGCAGCUUCCUGAGGGGGCUGAGGGACCCAAAAUGGGUGUAGAUGGACCAUUUGGUACGGCCAGUGAGGAUGUGUUUGACUACGAGGUUGCCAUGCUGGUUGGCGCUGGCAUUGGAGUCACCCCCUUUGCCUCCAUCCUCAAGUCCAUCUGGUACAAAUUCAAAGACUCCAACCCAAAGCUACGCACCAGAAAGAUCUACUUCUAUUGGUUGUGCAGAGAGACGCAUGCCUUUGAGUGGUUUGCAGAUCUGCUGCAGCUGCUGGAGAGGGAGAUGGAGGAAAGAGGCAUGGGAAGCUUCCUCACCUACAAACUCUACCUCACUGGGUGGGAUCAGAGCCAUGCAAACCAUGUGAUGGUUCAUGCCGAUGCGGACACAGAUGUGGUCACUGGUUUGAAGCAGAAAACCAACUAUGGCAGGCCCAACUGGGAUAAGGAGUUUGAACAAGUACGCAAAGAGAAUCCGACGUCAGUGGUGGGCACAUUCUUGUGUGGCCCUGCAGUCUUAGCUACUGUCUUGUCAAAGAAAUGUGUCAAAUAUACGGAUGUCGAUCCCCGAAAGACCAAAUUCUACUUCAACAAGGAGAACUUCUGAGCAAAACAAUGUUUUAUCUGCUCCUCUUGAAGAAAAGCUGGAUCUUUGGUUUUCCAAAAUAUUGGCAACAGAGAUUUUUUUUAGACCAUUCAUCUGAACACAAUGGACGAUGACCGAUCCUAAUAUUUAUUUCACAUAGAAUUCAGCUCCAUCUUUACCACGUAUCUUGUCGGCAUUCAUAUUUUAUUAUAGGAAUUACUUAGGCAGCAACUGAGCAAGAGACAUUCAACUUUGACCAGGUUGUUGCGACCAUUGUCAUGAUAACCUGGUGCAGCAGGCAGCAUUGAGCUCGCCAGUUUGUAGUGUAAGCAUCCGCUUGGCAUUUCCACGCCCAGUGGCUAGCAGUGGGAGAAGAUGGAAUGAGAUGGAUUUUGUCCAAAAUUCUCUUGCAUUUUCACAUCGAUGAAACAUUUGAUCUCAACACAGUUUUAUGUUCCAAAAAGAUAAUCUGUUACGAACUGAGUGGACUAAGUUUAGUAGAUUUUACCCUUUGCCAAAGUUGUAAAAAAUGGUGUUGUUUAGAAGGAGGACAAAGGUGAAUUGAGUUAUUGCACAUACGCACUUCAGAGUAGGCGUUCCCUAACGGAAAUAUGCAAAUGUUUGUUAGAACGCACCAAUAGGAUCUCACUAGCUCGUGCUUGGCUCUGCCCACCUCCUUCCUUGUUCUGCCCACUAUGACUAAUUUGUUCCACCCACUAUGACUAAUUUGUUCCCAUUGGAAAUGACAGGCUGUGGUCCAUCUUGGGUUAGUUUAAAAAAUCUUUGUUAAACUUCUGGUUCAUUCAGUCAUUCCUAUGGGCGAAAUUAAUGGAGAAAGAAUAUGGUUUUGGGAUAAAUGCCAAAAAUGAGUUUUGAGGUUAACACAGGCUUAGAAGAUCUUAUACAUUUUGUUCUAUGAUAUUAUCAGUCCGUUAACAUGACCUUUAUGCAUCUUGCAGCCUUAAUGUGCUUUGUCGUAAUUUUUGUUAUUACAUAAAUGCUUCAAAAUUCACAAAAACGUAUGUUUGCUGAUGAAGGUUAUCUCAUAGAACAAAAUGUAUAAGAUCUCAUAAGCCUGUGUUUACCACAGACCUUAUUUUCAACAUUUAUCCCCCCCAAAACAUUUCCCCAUGGGUGUUGGCCAACGAGCCAUGGUGGACUCAGCCUCUGUUAAUGCCUACAAAAGACACCACUACUAUUGAUCCAUUUCUAAAUUUCUCCAAUAGGACAAACUGCAGUCCACUGCUUUCAUUUGUUCACAUUCACAAUCAGCGGUGGUGGAAAAGGUACCCAAUUGUCAUACUUGAGUAAAAGUAAAGAUAUCUUAAUUAAUAGAAAAUGGCUUGAGUAAAAGUUAAAGUAUUUGGUUUUAAAUAUACUUAAAUAUCAAAAGUAAAUGUAAUUGUGAAAAUAUACUUAAGUAUAAAAAAGUAUACAUUUCAAAUUCCUUAUAUUAAGCAAACCAUUGUUUUUUUAUUUUAAUUUACGGCUAGCUACGGCCACGCUCCAAUACUCAGACAUCAUUUACAAAUGAAGCAUGUGUUUAGUGAGUCCGCCAGAUCACAGGCAGUAGGAAUGACCAGGGAUGUUCUCUUGAUAAGUGUGUGAAUUAGACCAUUUUCCUGUCCUGCUAAGCAUUCAAAAUGUAACGUGUACUUUUGGGUGUCAGGGAAAAUGUAUGGAGUAAAAAGUACAUAAUUGUCAUUAGGAUUGUAGUGAAGUAAAACUGGUCAAAAAUAUAAAUAGUAAAGUAAAGAUACCCUAAAAAAUACUUGAAAGUACUACACACCACUGACAAACAGUAAGUUAGAAGCUCGCCAUACUUGUAAAUAAUUACCUUGUAAUGUGUUAAAUUUUCCUGUUAUGGUUAAUAAAAAGUUGGCUACAGUUGAACACAAAACGUCA